AUGACAGGUCCUCUAACUUCUCUUUUAUACAGACUCAACAGGCGGCUCAGAGAACUCAGUGAGCUGCUUAUUGGGGCCACCUUCGAUCCGUAUCGUGACAUUGUGCUGGUCACUGGGGGCUGCGGUGGUUUGGGAAAAGAGCUCGUGCUGGUGUUCACCAGGGCCCAUGCCCCCGUCGUGGUAUUUGAUGUCAACUUCCCAGAACCAGAAGACAGGGUCCCUGGUGUCCAUUAUUACGUGUGCGAUGUUAGCGACCGCAAAGACGUGCUGCUGAAAAGUGCACAGGUGGCUGAAGAAGUGGGAACAAUUACCAUCCUGAUCAAUAAUGCUGGUAUCACCACUGGCAAAACAGUCCUUGAUCUCAGUUUUGAAGAAAUCGAAAAGACAAUAGAGGUCAAUCUGCUGUCCAGCUUUUACACCAUUAAAGCGUUCCUUCCGUCAAUGCUCAAGGUGAAGAGAGGAUACAUCGUCACAGUGGCAUCCACCUUGGGAUACAUGUCGCCUGCGCGUCUUAGUGUUUACGGCGCGACCAAGUCCGGUCUCAUUGCUUUGCACGAGUCGCUUACUUAUGAAUUGGGUCCUCCCUCGUUUAACACAACCGGUGUCAAGACAUUGCUCAUCUGUCCUGGCCAGCUGAAGACCAGAAUGUUUGAAGGUGUUAGAACGCCACACACCCUAUUAGCGCCAGAACUAGAGCCCCAGGAUGUGUCUAAAGCCAUUUUCAGCGCUAUAGAGCUAGGAAAACGAGGUGAGAUCAAGCUUCCCUUCUAUGGCAACUUCCUGCCCAUUUUCCGUGCUGUCCCGUGGCCAGUUGUCGAGGUUGCAAGGUAUUUCUCCGGAAUGGACACGAGCAUGAAGAAGUUUGUAGGCAAAACAAUGGCAAUCAAGGAGUCCUCUGAGUCUGCGCUGACAAAUGCGAUCUCCGAAACGGGCUCUAUUAUCUCGGGUCUUUUAGGUUCCGGUGGAUUUCGAGGCGAAGAGGUGGAUCCUACGAAAGAGUUGGACAUCAUUCCAGAGUGA
This is a messenger RNA of Ogataea angusta, 1020 nucleotides long. RefSeq lists its product as uncharacterized. The record is from RefSeq and is a predicted model, not a curated record. The transcript has a single exon. Gene Ontology annotation, molecular function: oxidoreductase activity, acting on the CH-OH group of donors, NAD or NADP as acceptor. NCBI's taxonomy places the organism in Eukaryota, Fungi, Ascomycota, Pichiomycetes, Pichiales, Pichiaceae. The coding region runs from base 1 to 1020 and encodes 339 amino acids.